GCCACCACUCCAAGGAGACUUGAAGAUGUACAGCCAGCGGUUUGGCACUGUCACAAGGGAAUUCAAGGGCCCUACUCCCAAGGCGGUGAUCAUAGCUGCGUGAACUUUUAGCAUCAGAAGAGAAUGAGUAUUUUACUGAAAUGCAAUUGAAAGGAGAAACCAUUGAAGAGAAAAAGAACAGAAUGAGAGAGAGAACCAAAUUAUUAAGAGAGAAGAAGGAAAAAGAGAGGCAGGAUUUUGUAGCUGAAAAAUUACAUCAGCAAUUCAGGGAACACUGUGAGGAGCUCCGCAAUAAAUUAGUUGAUGUUCAUGAGAAAAGGGUAGUUGAGGAGCGGAAAGCACAGAUAGCAUUCAACAAGGAGCUGAAAAGGCAAAAGCUGGUGGAAGAGCGUAUGUUUGCACAACUCUGGGAGGAAGACAGAUUAGCCAAGGAAAAGAGAGAAGCCCAAGAAGAGAAGAGAAGGAAAGAGCUGGUGGAAAAUACACGCCUGGGGCUGAAUGCUCAAGUCACCAGCAUUCUGGCACAAAGGCAGGCGGAACUUCGGAUGAAGGAAGCAGAGGGCCGCUUCCUGGAGCAGAACAGGGCACAGAUUAAACUACAGAAUGAACAAGAGAAGCUCCAGAAACUGAAGACAAUGCAGGAAACUAGGAACAUUUUGGAAAAAGCCUUGCAAGAGAAGAUAGAGUAUAUGCAGCAGGAGUAUAGAGAGGAUACGAACUUGAACAUGAAACUUGUGGGAAGGGCCCUUCAAGACUUACAAGAGGAAGAAGAUAAGAAGAAGCAAAAGAGAGAAGACAUGGGACGAGAACAGAAGAUAUAUAAUGACUAUCUAAUACAACGACGAAAGGAAGAAAAGGCCCAGGAGAAAGAACUGGACAGAAUACUAGAGGACAUAAAGGCAAAGAAAAUGGCUGAGAAAGAUCGGCAGCUGACUCUUGAAAAGGAGGCAAGGAAGCAACUCUCAGAUGAAGUCAUGUGUACAAGAAAACUCCAAGUUCAAGAAAAACGGCAACGAAAACUCAAAGAAGAAGAAGAACUUGCUAGGGAACAGGAGCGUAUAAAUGAAGGCCUGAAGGUCCUUGACUAUGAAGAGAGUCAGAAUUUUGCCAGGCGCUGUUACUUGGCUAAGGAGUACAGGGAUCAACUUCAGAUGCAGAUUGCCUACCAGCAGCAGGCUCGAGAGGCCGCGAAGGCAGAUGAGUGGAAGGAAUUUGAAGAGGCGAUGGCAGCAAGCAAAGUCCACCAGGACAGGAUACAGGAGAUUGUCGCUGGUGAUCAAGCUCUGUCCCAGAGUGUUCACCCCAUGCGCAGGGCAUUCCCUGACAGGCUUCCGAAAUAGCUUUGUAAACAUCAAUGUACAUUUUCUGUGUCUUUCAGUAUUUUUAACUAAUUGGUAAAUUCUUACUCUCCGAGUUUGUAUACUUUUUUUAGACAUAAUUUUCUUCCUUCAAAUAAAUUUGUUAUUUGUUUGGAUCCUAAUAAAUUCUUCAUUGCUAUG
Psammomys obesus (fat sand rat) is the source of this 1499-nucleotide messenger RNA. It is a transcript of the gene Cfap53, whose product is annotated as cilia and flagella associated protein 53. The record is from RefSeq and is a predicted model, not a curated record. Lineage: Eukaryota; Metazoa; Chordata; Mammalia; Rodentia; Muridae.